AUGUCCAGCAGCAGCAGCAAGCUGCAGCCGCCGCGCCGCGUGGUGCGCCGCCCGCUGCAGUUCGCGUCGCCCGCCAAGGAGCAGCAGUACCGCGCCGAGAUGGACCACGUGCAGCGCUACAUCUGCGCGCAGGUGGGCGGGCUCGACGAGGCCUCGAGCCUCCUGCUCGGCGUGCACGACAGCCGCUCGCGCAGCCAGUACGAGGAGAUCCAGGAGUUCCUCGAGCGCAAGCACCAGCUCGAGCAGCAGCAGCAGCAGCAGCCGAAGCCAGUCGAGCGCGUGCUCAUCCGCAGCCUCGACGAGUACCUGAACGAGCUGGACCCGAGCCUGUUCGCCGAGUGCGCCGCACCCGUCACCCCCAAGCGCCUGGGGGUUGCCAACCUUCCAGCGCACAGCAGCUACAUCCGCCGGAAACAGGAGGAGGCCAGGCUGGCCCGCUUGUGGAACCCCGAGCACUGCUCGGUGCCCGCCAUCCCGUGCGGCGGACCCCUCAAGCGCCAGCGGGUCAUGUGA
Messenger RNA from Phytophthora sojae, 513 nucleotides. RefSeq lists its product as hypothetical. The record is from RefSeq and is a predicted model, not a curated record. Bases 1 to 513 code for a protein of 170 amino acids. The transcript has a single exon. NCBI's taxonomy places the organism in Eukaryota, Oomycota, Peronosporomycetes, Peronosporales, Peronosporaceae.